Messenger RNA from Alternaria postmessia, 3576 nucleotides. RefSeq lists its product as uncharacterized. Gene Ontology annotation, molecular function: metal ion transmembrane transporter activity. The coding region runs from base 1 to 3576 and encodes 1191 amino acids. Lineage: Eukaryota; Fungi; Ascomycota; Dothideomycetes; Pleosporales; Pleosporaceae. The transcript is spliced from 2 exons. Gene Ontology annotation, biological process: metal ion transport; transmembrane transport. The record is from RefSeq and is a predicted model, not a curated record. Gene Ontology annotation, cellular component: membrane.
AUGCCCAAACAAGAGUCACACGAAAAACAAUACUACCUUGAGACACAUCCAUAUGUAUCUUUUGGGGAUAGCGGUACAACAGCGAGUCUCAACGCAUUCGGAGAUCUCAUACAAAUCUCCCAGACCCACGGUUCCAGUCGCUCAGGCUUCUUCUGCUUGGAUCUUCCUGACACGUUCGAGCCUUAUUGGGUCCGAAUACGGGCAAGACAACUUAUGAGCGCUCGUGAGGUCAAUGGACAAAGUGGGGGCGCGUAUACAUUCAGUCCGGACUUGAGUCUCUACGAGUCUCCUCAAACAAGGCAUGAAUUCAUCCAUGAUCGAUGGCCACUCAUUACCUUGGAAUAUGAACGCGUCACAGCCGAAGUAUUACAUGUCGCAUUCCAAGGUGCUAUCUUCCAGCAAUAUCAGUGGUCGACGAAAUCAGACCCUAUCCAUUAUUCGUCUGGAUUGGACAUCACUAUGGCAGCGAAACUGCUGAUACGGGACCUGGACUUCAUCGAUACUGCGUAUUCAUUCAACGAUGACGAAUUCCCUAAGAACUAUUCGUAUCGAAUUAGUGAAGAUGGUUACGGAUUCAUACUUGAACAUGAGGGCUUGUUCCGGAACGACAAGGAGUGUGAAGAAUGGGAAAAAUUUGAUUCCGUCUUCCUGGCUGUCUCCAUGUUUAUCAAUGGUGUAGCCCAAAAGCUUGAGCUCAGUAACAACUACGAUGAUCCUGUCAUAGUUGUGAACUCUCCAGAAUUCUUUGUGGUAAAAGGUCAUCCUCUCCAAAUCACUGUGGGUUACAAGAUCUUGGUUCGUGACAAAGAUUGGGACGGUGAUUCGAACUCCGACACGGCCGCAGAAUCUUUGACCGAUACACCAUUCCAAUUGAUCAAGCUUGCUAAUUACGGAAGGCUAUUCAAGUUGGACAAGGACGGUGUCUUUUUGACAGAGCUCAAGGCUCUUGCGACCAACUGGAUUCAGGUACUCGAAACUGCCAACGCUCGAGGGUUUUAUGCAUUCCCUCGCCCCAAGACAGAUCCUACAACACUAAACGAAUUCCGCUUGGACGAUCACGUUUGGAUGUGGAGAGCCCUUAGCGCCGUCAAGGACAUGGUCCGGGGCAACGAGCUCGGCAAUUUCAAGCUUCGAUCAACGCGACGCCGGCGUGAAGCAUCCGAAGAGAGCUUUGAGAAGGUGGAGAGCAAUUUGAAUGCAGAAUACUCUCCAGAUAUGUUUCAAAAGCACGUCUUGAGACGGUUCACGACUGAGAAUCCUGUCUCUAAGCAAAGGAUGCUUGCUGUAGCACGAUCACCCGUCGAGAACAGGUUUUAUCUCCACUCUCGAGAUACCGCAUUACUCUACAAAGAAAACUCAACGUUCUUCUCGAAGUACGAUGCUCUCUGGAAAGCUACCAUGAACGUGCAGAGAUUUCACGAGGAGUCUGAAGAUUUUGGCCGGGGUAAUCCGUUGCGAUACACGCUCGAUAUCAUGCGCGAGACAAUCGAUUGCAUAGCCGCAAAAGAUUUAUUGCUACAGAGCUCGUCUGCGAAUGGGCUCUUCCCAGGUGCACUGGAUCCUUUGACUAAGGAGCCUGAGAUGUCCUAUGAGGAAAAAUGGAGGGACCAUUACUGGCAUCGAACUUUCGAAGUUCCUUACAUACUUUGGGAAUGCCGAGACUCCGACAUAUUUCAAUCGGUCUUGAGCAAGGAUUCUGCUCAAGUUCAGAAGGAAUCGAUCAACAUUCCUGUCCAAGUUCAGAAAGAUCUGAGCAAUGUUCCUGCCCACACUCAGAGGGAUGUGAGCAUUAUUCUUUCUAAAAUCCAGAAGGAAUUCAAUGAUGCUCUGGCCCAAGGUCAGAAAGAUUUACCUGCAAGUUCACUAGCUUCAGAUUUGUACCCGACUCAAAUGACGAUGAAGAAAAGGAUACCGUUUAAUAACGUCAUUGUUCAACAAAGCAUUGUUGAAUUGUCAGAUGAAUGGCUCUAUAGGUUUCCAAGCUUUUUUCAUUCUGAAUUGUCUGCUGAAGACACUGUACCUGUCGAGGACACUGUCAAGAACAAAGACGCGACUGCCAUACCGCAUGGCGUCAUCAUCGACAUCCCAAAGACUGACCGUAGCAAGGAAUACGAAGAUCCUUUAGUUAAUGUUGAACUGCUGGAUAACGAAGACAUGUACAACAAGCUUAGAAAAGAGCGUUCAGUACAUAACAGCAAGAAACGGCUCAUAUGGAUCACGAAUCCCGACACAGAUACUAAGAGAUUCUGCUGCAUCACAUCUGCUGAUGAUGAGUCAGAUUCGUUGAACCUUUUCUUUGGAAGGCACAACAAUAAGGCCAAAUACUUCUCCGAUGAAGUGACUGCUGCUGCGAACUUGUGGACAACCGAGCUGCACCUUUCAUCCUACCGACUUAUCCGUCAGACAAGGACUGGCAAAAGGGCCAGUAUGAUGUUUCUAGGAAACAAUGACUUACUGAUAGAAAGAGCAGGUGCGGGAUUUCGGUUUGUAGGUGACUUCUUCGAUCGUUAUUGGACUUGUCACGCUCUUGAGACCGAGCCGGAGUUUGUUUCGCCCUCAUUCAGAUGGACGGGCUUGACUCCUGAGGACGAGCCAGAAAGCACUGAGAAGCUUGAAAAGAUGCUCAAGCUGAAGGAGUUGAAGCUGGACUUUGAGCAACAAAAGGAGCCAUGGAAGCAGCGCAAGGUGCUGGAACUCCUUCUGCUCGAUCGAAUGCUUCGGGAGCUAACGCAGCGAUACGAUGAAAUCAUAGGGGAGAUAGGCCAACAGCUAGAGCGGCUGUUUGUUCACACGGCGAGAACAGAUAGCAAGAAUACCAAAGAAGAGAAAGUCAAAGGGAACAUAGUAUCCAUCUCGAACGAGCUGUUCUCUAGACAGAUGAACAAUGGUGCUUAUCUGGUGUUCCGUAAGACAUGGCCGGCCUUACAAUAUUCUCUCCAAGUUAUUGAGGAAGAUCUCAAGGAAGUCUUGGAGAAGAUUGACAUAUGGAACACCCGUAAAGCAGAUCGAAGACCUGAAGAGCCGCGAUGGACAAAGAACGACGAAGGAAGAUACCGGGCUGCUAUCACCAAGCUCACAAAUGAGAACUUGCAUGCGAUUCGAGACUUGCGAUAUCACCUAGCCACCAUCCAGUCGUUAAGAGUCUCUCUCUCAAGCGGGCUCGAUUCCACAAGAGACGAGUUGAGCUUUCAGAACGCAGAGAACAUUCGAUAUUUCACGUUCCUCACUGCCGUAUUUCUGCCACUUGGAUUCGCUACAGGAAUCUGGAGCAUGGCCGAUUCAUCUCCUCGUAGCGAAAGCAUAAAAGGAAUGGUGGUUACAGCUGUCAUUACAUUGUUCCUGACAUUCACUGUAUUGAUCAAUGUGCAAAGAUUCAACGAAUACUUGAGCCUUUAUACUUCUCGUACGUUCUGGGAGAAGCGCAACGGAGCGCAAACGAGUGUGCACCAAGAACAGCAGGGUGAUUCCUCUGAGCGCGAUCGUCCAACGCAUGGAUUCGGUAAAAUUCGACGGAUUCAACUGCCUGGGUUGAGGAAAAGAAAAAAAGCAGGGAAAUCCAACGAAUCCCUAGCCUGA